UACAGCAUGGGUUUCGUUACUAUAUACCAUGUCAGGCGGGGAUAACUGGGCAUUACAAGCUACAGUAGACCUCGUUGUACGAUCAGAUAUAGGCAGAAUCAAUUCAUCACCAACAGUAGAUAUGCCAUCCAUUCUCUACUGGCAGACAGGAUGCUCCUAUAUCUACGCCUUACCAGUCUAUGACGUUGAUGGUGAUGUCAUUAAAUGUCGAUGGGCUUCUGGAUCCGAUGAAUGUGCAGACGUUUGCCAGUCUUUUCCAGGUUCUUCAUUAGAUAUGUCGACAUGUACAAUUUCAAACACUGUUGGUCAUACUACCGGAUAUUACGCAGUAGCAAUACAAAUAGAAGACUUUGUUAACGGAACAUCUACAACACCACUAAGCAGUAUACCUCUACAAUUUCUGGUCUACGUAUACUCUGGAAGUGGGUGUAUAGAUGCAUCACAGUUCGUAUCCCCUACACCAGCGGCAUACGAACAGUUUUAUAUUGACAUUAGCAGUCCAUUUAGCUUGACAGUCAAAGUGCAGGGGCCCCACGCAUUCCUGAGAAUAGUAAUAUUGUCAGAGAUAGGGCUGGUAGAAUCAUCGAAAAAAGCAUCACAAAAUUCAUCAGAACAUUACCUGACACUGAUCGCUUCAUGGACUCCCUCCACUGCUGAUAUUGAUAUCAACCACAGAGUUUGCUUCUAUGCAAGAGACAGCAUCGGAGUCACAAGUGACACGAGAUGUAUCCACAUACUUGUUUCAGAUGUUGACGAGUGUUUAUCGUCUCCUUGUGGUAUUGGUGGUACUUGUACUGAUAUGGUAAAUGGUUUCAAGUGUGAAUGCAAGGAUGGAUUUACCGGAACGCUUUGCCGACCAGAUUGCAAAGCAGUUGCUGCACCAGAAAAUGGGAAUAGAAAUGGAAAUUAUACAAAGUUCGGUUCAGUCGUCACAUUUGAUUGUUUAGACGGAUACCUGUUACAAGGUGAUCUCGCAAUUGUAUGUAAUAGUUCAGGCAAAUGGAAUGGUACAGUUCCGUCUUGCAUUGAAAAGGUGUCGUUAUAUCCUCAUGGUAUAUCAGAAGGCGACGAUAUAAUUCCAGACAAUACUGACUCAUGUAGCGACGCAAUUCUGUUAGACCCGGGCAUUCCAAUAUUUGAAGAAACACAUAAGAAAAUUUAUAUAUGUAGAAACGGUCUCGUUAGUUUUGACAAACCACACACAAGCCCGGUACCGGCAAGCGAUGUCGCUCAAUACUCUAACAAAACAAUUGUUGCGCCAUUCUUCGCAGAUACAGGAUCGGGAGCUGUGUAUUACAGACACUUCGAUAUUUUGAAUUCCGUUAAAGAAUUUGAACGAGAUGACGUGAAAAAUGUGGAAUCAAUGGUACAAAAAAUAGGUGGAGUUACAGGAUUCAAAGCUAAAUUCAUACUGUUUGCCACUUGGGAGAAAGUUAGUCCUUUUCAACAAGCGUUUGACAGAUCCACAACGGCGACGUUUCAGGCGGUUAUAGUUACUGACGGCACUGAUACAUUUACACUGUUUGUGUAUGGAUACGAAAUGAUGCUUUGGACAAUGGCAGCAGACACGCAUGUUAAACCAGAUAUAUGGAUUGGCUACACUGCAGCUGGAAAACAUAAAAAUACAAAUAUAAACUCGUUCAAAACUACAGCAUUGCAGAUAGAUAGAAACGCUGCAACAAACGGAAUUGCGGGAUUGUUAUUCCAAAGACUUACUUCAGUGGGAACAAAGGAAACAAAUUAUGCUAUACAGUGUAUAGACUGGUACAACCAGAAUAAACACAUGAUAUCAGACAUUAAAGAAAUGUCUGAGAAAAUGCCAGGGUGUCCUUGCAGUCUAGAUAGUCUAAUUUACGAUCCAUGGUACCGGCCAGCUGAUGACGAAAACGAAACAAGUUACAAUGUAGAGAUAUUGCCUUCAAGGUUAUUCGAAUCUCACGGAAAGUCGUGUUCCUACAGCACAGUAACGGGGUUAUGGAUAAAUGAAGUUCCGCAAGCUGGUGGCGUGUAUAUCUAUCACCCUGACUUAUAUGCUCGGGAACAUAUAGAAAAUGACAUCAAUGCAAAACAGUUCUGCUGCAGCAAAUCCAACUACUGUCAUCUUUAUUAUAACCUUCACCCGGUGGGAACCUGUUACAGCGAAACAUGGUUUGAGAUAGGCACAACAUGGGGUGAUCCCCAUUUUCAAACACUUGAUGGAAACAACUAUACUUUCAACGGUUUUGGUGAAUACACGCUACUGGAGACAGAAGAAUCUGACUUCAUGUUGCAAGCGCGAACACGGCGGGCGAUUAAAGAAGAUGGAACACAGUCAUAUGCCACAAUUUUCACAGCGUUUGCAGCAAAGGAUUAUACGAAUGCUUCUCUCCAUGUAGAACUCAACGACGCUGAAAACGGACUAACUUUAUAUGGAAACAAUAUCGACUUGUCUUUGUUGUUUAAAGACAAUAGUGGGAAACCGUUCAUGUACAUAACCAAAGAAAACAAUCUGGCUUUGACUCGCAAAGACGACACUUUGACUGUGAUGUUCCCUUCAGUUGGAAUUGCGCUAAAUAUUACUGUCGGUGUAAAAAUGUUAUCCUUGAAUAUUAUCGUCCCAAAGGAUUAUAGAAACAUGACUAGAGGGCUUUUAGGCAAUUACGACGGAUUGCCAGAAAACGAUUUUACCGCCCCGAAUGGAACGGUUCUAGAUUCAAAUAUGAAUGACAGUGAAAUACAUGAGUACGGGCAGUUGUGGUUAAUCGAUGACAAAACAAGUGUAUUUAAAUAUUUUGAGGAGACAACUGCAGUUGAUUAUCGCAAUAAAAGUUACGUCCCAAAAUUUCUGGAUAGUGCUGAUCCAGCAAAGUUUGACGAGGCUGCAAGGAUAUGUGGCGGAGAGCAGAAUAACCAGUGUAUCUUCGACUAUGUUUUUACGAAUGAUGAGAAGGUUGCAGAAGACACAAAGAAAAGAAAAGAAAUGACAGACAAUACAACGAUAGAAAUUCAGAAGACUACACCUUCGAUUGUAGGCUGUGAUGAACUUUAUGUACGAGAUACAUCAGAGGUAGUCUGUCCUAUUAGCAUCGCAAAUGAUGAUACUUUUGAUGACCUUACAUUUGAAUUUAUUGAUAAUAUAGGAAAUGCUACGUUCAACAAAGCAUCAAGGGAACUUGUGUUUAUACAGUCAACGGUUGAUCCUGUGAAAAUAAGCAUUACAGCUGAUAAGGAUGGCAGAAAAGCUAUACCGUUUACAGUCAAUGUGAGGCUCUGUACGGGAUGUAAUGGGAGAGGAAAUUGUACUAAUAAAACCAGAAGUGACCAUCGAGAGACAGAGUAUUUCAAAUAUUUAGAAUGUGAAUGUGAACCUCAGUACGAAGGUGACGAUUGUGAAAAUGAGUUUGAUGGUUGUGUGGCCAGUCCUUGCUCUGCCAACAGAAAUUGUACUACAUUGACUUCAGAGAAACAAAAAGAACUUGGUAAAACUCAUAUCUGCAGCGGUUGUCCUGAUGGUUUCGAAGAAGACGGAGAUAAAUGUACAGACAUUAAUGAAUGCGAUGAUCAUCAAAAUCUCUGCGAGCAUCAAUGCCUGAAUACGGAUGGAUUAUACGAAUGUACAUGUAACAACGGAUACAGGAUAAGUUCUAGAAACAGUAGUCUGUGUAAUGAUAUCAAUGAAUGCGACGAUGCGAUCCACAACUGUAGUCAGAUGUGUGUAAAUGAAGACGGCGGUUUUAAAUGCGAAUGCUACAAAGGCUAUAGCUUUAACUUGACCACAUGGAAGUGUGAACAGGAAGACUUAUCUAUCUGCGAUGAAACAAACAUUGAUUGUAGUUAUACGGCGGGGUGUACACUUGAUAAAGAUUCAACAGCAACAUGUUUUUGUGAAAAUGGGUUUGAACUCUCAGCAAACAGGACUGCGUGUGUUGACAUUGAUGAAUGCGAAAGAAAUGUGUGUCCUCAACUUUGUAUCAACACUGCUGGGAGAUUUAAAUGCGAAUGUUAUUCCGGUUAUCAGCUACAGGACGACUUGACUUGUAAAGAAUGUGACUUUCCAUUCUGGGGAAGAAAUUGUGAAAAUGAGUGCAAAUGCACAGGACGGGGAAAUCUGGACUGUAACCCAAUUCGCGGCUGUAUAUGUGAAGAAGGUUGGCAAGGUGACACGUGUGAUGACGACAUAGAUGAAUGUGAUAUCCUCACUGACCCUUGUUAUAACGUAAGACAGGAAUGCGUGAAUGUUCCUGGUUCUUACGUUUGCAGAUGUAAAGACGGAUUUUACGAGAAUCAAGGCCGAUGUGAAGACAUUGAUGAAUGUUCCGAUCUAAUUUGGAAUGACUGUGAAGAAACAUGUUUCAAUACUAUUGGAGGCUAUACGUGCGGCUGUUCCGAAGGUUUAACCUUAUACAACAACACUCGUUGUAAAGGCAAGUGAAGAUUUAAGUAUUGG
This is a messenger RNA of Mercenaria mercenaria, 4426 nucleotides long. RefSeq names its product mucin-like protein. Gene Ontology annotation, biological process: cell-matrix adhesion. The record is from RefSeq and is a predicted model, not a curated record. Gene Ontology annotation, molecular function: calcium ion binding. NCBI's taxonomy places the organism in Eukaryota, Metazoa, Mollusca, Bivalvia, Venerida, Veneridae. The coding region runs from base 29 to 4411 and encodes 1460 amino acids. The transcript is spliced from 25 exons.